UGAAAACAAGGAAUGGUCGGAAGUGGUAUCUAUCUGUGAUGGCAAAGAGGAAACUAAAACAGUCAGAAGGCACAUCUCCAGUCUCAGGGGUGGAACAGGCAAAGCAGAAAGAAAUGACACAACCAGAGAAAGAUAUGUUUUUCCUCGGUGCUAUUGCUUUUCUGGUGGUAGCAGUUUGCGUGGUCCCCCUGACAGCUGAGACAUCUACCUCUGGUUUCUCUUAUCGUAAACACACUGUCCUGAAAAUGGAUGCGGCAAUUCUGACAGUCAACAAUGAGCUGGACAUGGAGGUGGUGGUGUCCUGGAUGUCAGAGCGAUGCUAUCAGUGUCUGUACCAGCAGCUGGGGGUGGUACCCGCAGGGUCCAGUCCUGGCCAGCCCAGUUCAGUGGACUUCAAUGUGGGCACACAGCAUGAAAUUACACUACAGCUCAACAGCACCCCUGUCAACCUGGAGCUCUGCACGGUCCCAUUCCACUUUGGGGAGCACGGUAACUACUCUCUGUGGGUGAAAAAUCUGAACGACUCCGCCGUGGUGAACUGCUCCAUAGUGACUGAUGCAGACCCCGUCAACAGCUAUAUACCGAUCUUAGUGGCUUUUCUUAUCUUUGCUGGACUGGCGUUGGCGUCUGCCAUUGGAACAACAAUAUUAGGGCUUGACGUAGUGAAGGGUAUCGUCUUCCGAAUUGCCGGCACCAUGGAGACCGAGAGGCUCAUCAACUCUGAACUGGGCUCCCCUGGCAGGCAGACAGUGUCACUAGUUGCUGACAACAUCCUCCCUCCCUCACCCAACCCCAGCAAGAGGCUGCGGUCUCUGGAUACAUUCAGAGGUAUCUCCUUAGUCGUCAUGGUGUUUGUGAACUACGGAGGGGGACGAUACUGGUUCUUUAAACACGAGAGCUGGAAUGGCCUUACUGUUGCAGAUCUAGUCUUCCCUUGGUUUGUGUUCAUAAUGGGGACAUCCGUCGCCCUGUCAAUCAACUCCCUGCUCCGCGCGGGCUCAACCCGCUGCUCACUAGUGAGGAAAGUUGUGUGGAGGAGCCUGCAGCUCUUCCUCAUCGGGGUCUUCAUCAUCAACCCAAACUACUGCCAGGGACCGUUGUCUUGGGACAACGUGCGGAUCCCUGGUGUGUUGCAGCGCCUGGCCUGGACGUACUUAGCUGUAGCCUGCCUGGAUCUGUUGGUGGCCAGAGGUCAACUUGACAUCCUUACAACGGAUGCUUGGUGGUCCCCUGGCCUCGACAUCUUGCUGUACUGGCCAGCCUGGCUGUGUGUGCUUGUCUUGGAAAUCAUCUGGCUGUGCCUCACUUUCCUACUUCCUGUGCCAGAUUGCCCAACAGGCUAUCUGGGUCCAGGUGGGAUUGGGGACAUGGGCCUGUACGCUAACUGUACCGGUGGCGCGGCUGGUUUCAUUGACCGCUGGCUGCUUGGAGACAGCCACAUCUACCAGAAUCCCUCGUCACGGGUGAUUUAUGCAACUCAUAUGCCAUACGAUCCAGAAGGUGUUCUUGGCAGCAUCAACUCUAUCCUCAUGGCUUUUCUUGGACUACAGGCAGGAAAAAUAAUCUUACACUACAGAGAUCUCCACACAAGUAUAAUUUCAAGAUUUCUUAUCUGGGGUCUCUCAUUGGGAGUCAUAUCAGCAGUUCUGACCAAGUGCUCCACAGACCAGGGCUUCAUUCCUGUUAACAAGAACCUGUGGUCUCUGUCCUAUGUGACAACACUGGCCUGUUUUGCGUAUGUGCUGCUGGUGCUGGUCUACUUCACAGUGGAUGUGAAGAAGUGGUGGUCUGGAGCACCUUUCUACUACCCUGGUAUGAACUCCAUCCUCGUGUACGUGGGCCAUGAAGUGUUCGAGGAGUACUUCCCCUUCCGUUGGCGCAUGGCGGACAGCCAAUCCCACGCCGAGCACCUCACCCAGAACCUCGUGGCUACUUCCUGCUGGGUCUUCAUCUCCUACAUGCUCUACAGAAGGAAGAUUUUCUGGAAAAUUUAGAAGCGGAGCCUCUAAAUGACGGGACAGCGGUGCCAGAGGACAUUGUUUACAUCAGACUUGCUGGAGUUAAAAGCUGCAAACAUUUGGAAAGCGGGAAACGGGAGACUGAUUUAUUUUGUCAAAACUAUGGUGGUUCUCUGUCUCUGAACGUAUGUGGGUUUCUUCUUUCAAACAGCACAUUUUUUUAGUUUUUUAAUUUCAGUCACUACUUUAUAGGACCAUACAGUACAUGUUUAAAGACUUUUUCCAAAGAUCUUCAGAUAUGAAGCAGCUGACCCGUGCCAAAUAUCUCAAAUGACUCAGGAAGAACUCGUCCAAGAUUAGUUUGAGAACUAUGAAAACUGACACUGUUAAUCUGCUAUUUGACGGUGUUAUAGACGCUGGUUUUCAUUCCUCAUCUUGUACCACAGACUACAGCAGCAGGGUGUAGAAGUAGUGGUUUAACAAGCACUUGUUGACUUCCCCUUGGGGGGAAUCCCUGCUGCCAUCUUAAGUACUGUUGCAUUACUCUGAAGUGGGUGUUUGUGAGGAGACAUUAAAUGCUGUACCCUCAAGAGAAAAGGCUACCAAUAAUGCAUCGUGAUCUUUCGUCCUUUCCACUGCACAGUGGAAGGUGGAAGUGAUAUUUAAACGAGGUAAUCAGCAUGUAGAGGUUUUAAAAUAUGGAAGUCAAACAUCUGCAAUAUAUCAUUCCUUAGUUGUCUGUCUUGUUUUCCCAUUUGCAGUCCUUCUGCUCCCUCGUUCAGCAAGUGUCCAGUGGUGUGAGUGACAUAUGAUGCUGUGUGUUAAGUGCUAAGGGGAAGUGAAGGAGGGCAUGUCAGAUGACUAUUGAAACCCACUGGAGGGUGCUUGCUUUGCAUUUUGGUCAAUGCAGAAGCAUGUGUAUGAAUUUAUCUUUUUCAUCAGGUUUUCAAAAACAGAAGUCACAGAACUGACCUUUUUAUUUUGUCACAUAUGUCCCUUUUUACGUUAGCACUGGCAGAAAUUGUCAAUAUCAUUUUUCACAUUUUCUUAAAUGUCUCAUGAGUUUAUAGAAAGCAGUUGUACUGUAUAUUGCCCAUGUACAGUAGUUUGAUUAUGAGAUUUAGAAAUACAUAUUUGCUGAUGUCUCAUCUCACCAUAAAACAGUGUUGCCGUUACACUCAUUAUAAUGUAAAAAUGUGCCCCUUUCUAAGAUUGGCAGUUAAUAUAAAUAUGAUUUUGCAAAAUCAUAUGUUCAAUCUGUCAAAUAUCCGAAUGCUGUGGAAAGUUUUUGAAUAAUUGUUCAUCCAGUACUGUCUAAAUUGUUGAAAUUCACUUUGCCAAACUUUUAUACUUUUUUUUUUAUAUUUGCCAUAUGAACAUAAGUUUAUGUAAUAAAAUCUAUUCCAAAAUGUUA
This is a messenger RNA of Sebastes umbrosus (honeycomb rockfish), 3372 nucleotides long. RefSeq names its product heparan-alpha-glucosaminide N-acetyltransferase (gene hgsnat). Lineage: Eukaryota; Metazoa; Chordata; Actinopteri; Perciformes; Sebastidae. The record is from RefSeq and is a predicted model, not a curated record. Bases 39 to 1994 code for a protein of 651 amino acids. The transcript has 18 exons.